GUCUUGCUGCUGUGCGCAUAUAGCAGCUUAUAAAGAGAGUGUAAAGUUGCAUGAACUUGAAAGCGACGAUGUGAUAUCGUUCUACCGUUGUCUAUAUUCGCGUAGCAGCCCAAUCAUUGGCACGUUAAUGUACGUUGUUACGUUUGUAUCGACUCCCCCGCGCGCGUACGCUGCCUAGUGCAGCCGAUGCGCUCGAAAUUACGCAUCGCUCGACACGUCGGGUGCAGUUGGUUACGACGACGAGAUUGCAAUCUUCAUGCUCCUCGACUGCUGCUGCUGCUGCGACGAAAUUUCAUCGGGAAGAAGAAGAAGAAAGCCGUGUCGUCACGUAAGAUGUUUCGCAUUCGACGCCAAACAUCAUGAGUGAAACUUCUCUUCGUAAGAGCAGCAGUAGUAGUGAUCAUCUCGAUCCCACACUGUGAUAUAUAACCGAAAGAGCGAGAGAAAGAUAGAAAGAGAGAGAGAGAGAGAGAGAGAAGAACACGUUGGAGGGCGAAGAUGCCGAAGACGUUGAUGCGGACGACGAGCGGCUCGAACGAUAUCGCAUUCAGCCUUCAGUCUUGGGCAUCCAAGCGAACUAUUGCAAGAGUUUCGUUAGCAGACGCUGCUGCUGCUGCUACUACUGCUGUUAUUGGUAAUAGUAGACGUUGCGACGACUGUGGCACGGCCUCACCUAACCCUGCCCGAGGAUUUUGAUAUUUGUAUAUUUGUAUUAUUAUUAUGUGUCUCGUCGACUCGUAUGGUUGACCAAAAACGACAAUGACGAACAUGAAGGAUGACGACAAUCGAUCGCCGCUGACAUCACAAACGAAGAGUGGUGAGGUCGUGCUGCCAAACGGCCAGCUGAGCAAAACAGAUGGAAAAACCAAGCUGACCAAAUGCAGCAGCAGUUUUCCACUCAUGAAGCUGUCCUCGUAUCUUUUGGCCAUCAGACCAUGGUCACUGAGUGCCUCGCUGAUACCCACACUGCUGGGCACUGCUCUGGCCUACAAGCUAACUGGCUUAGCUGGAGUCGGUCUGAUAACUCUUCUGCUGACUCUGUUCACCGUGGCCUGCGUUCAUGGAGCUGGCAACGUAGUGAACACUUACUUUGACUACAUCAAAGGAGUAGAUAGUAGAAAAAGUGACGAUAGAAUAUUGGUUGACCAAUUAUUAUCGCAAGACGAAUUAGUAUCAUUGGGAGCAUGGCUCUACACGGCUGGAUGUCUUGCAUUUGUGUUACUAGCCAUGAUAUCUCCUGCUAAAAUGGAGCACUUGGCUUUGGUUUAUUUUGGAGGAUUGUCAUCUUCGUUUCUGUACACUGGAGGAAUUGGACUCAAAUACAUAGCUUUGGGUGAUGUUCUAAUACUUAUUAUUUUUGGACCCAUAUCCGUUUUGUUCGCCUUCAUGGCACAGACGGGUUAUGCUGAAUGGAAUACUAUGUACUAUGCUAUACCCCUGGCUCUCAAUACAGAGGCUAUUUUACACAGUAAUAAUACUAGGGACCUAGAGAGUGACAAACGUGCUGGUAUAGUCACACUUGCAAUUCUCAUAGGGUAUACUGCGUCACAUGUGCUUUAUGCUUUUUUAUUGUUUGCACCAUACAUAAGUUUUGUUGUGCUGGCACUGCGCCAUUCAGUUUGGUUCCUGUUGCCUCUUGUAACUUUACCCAAGGCUUUCAAUAUUGAAAAGAAUUUCAGAAAUCCAGCCACAAUACAAAAUGUGCCCAAGCAUACUGCCAGUUUAAAUCUAUAUUUAGGAAUACUAUAUAUUAUUGCUUGUUUGCUCACGGAUCGACUUCCUUAUCUGAGGACAGCGUAAUUAAAUUUGAGAAUUUAGAGACUGUUUAACAUUGUCGGCAGCACAAUGUUUAGUGCAUAGUCAUGCUCAAGAAUAUUGAAUAACUGAAAAUGACUAAUUAAUAUCAAAUUUAAUGAAAAAACUCUAACUGAAGAGUGAUGAUAAUAAUAAUUUAAAUGACACCAUGUAUAUCUCUUGAAUUACUGAGACUGAUGUCUUAAGGUGUAAUUUUUUGUAUAGAAAAAGACAAAAAAACCUGUAAUAAUUGAUACUUGAUAAUAAUGUUUAAUAAUAUAAGUUAUUUAUUUUCCAAAGUGUGUAAACAAUAAUAACUUGAAGCUUUGAAAAAGCUUGUAUUUUAUUACUGAAUUGUGAGUCAACUAUUGAGGGUGACCAAGACAGUGACAACUAUGUACAUUGCAUAUUUUUAUUUGAUAAGUACUUAUAGUUUAUUAUUAACAUAAUUUUAUCAAAGAGAAAUUGUAAAAUAUUUUAUUCACAUAUCCGAGUUAAAAUGUAAAAUGGAAAUGUUCAAUUAUUGUACGGAGUAUAUUAACUAGAGACAAUUUAUGUUUCAACAAUGACUGCUAUUCACCAGUGAAUGACUUAAGUAUACUAAAUCAAAUAAAUAUUAUGAAUAUUGAGUAA
Messenger RNA from Trichogramma pretiosum, 2427 nucleotides. RefSeq names its product ubiA prenyltransferase domain-containing protein 1 homolog (gene heix). The coding region runs from base 760 to 1800 and encodes 346 amino acids. Lineage: Eukaryota; Metazoa; Arthropoda; Insecta; Hymenoptera; Trichogrammatidae. Gene Ontology annotation, cellular component: Golgi membrane; endoplasmic reticulum. The transcript has 2 exons. Gene Ontology annotation, molecular function: prenyltransferase activity. The record is from RefSeq and is a predicted model, not a curated record. Gene Ontology annotation, biological process: vitamin K biosynthetic process; menaquinone biosynthetic process.